Fusarium verticillioides 7600 is the source of this 690-nucleotide messenger RNA. RefSeq lists its product as hypothetical. The record is from RefSeq and is a predicted model, not a curated record. Bases 1 to 690 code for a protein of 229 amino acids. The transcript has a single exon. Gene Ontology annotation, cellular component: cytoplasm. Lineage: Eukaryota; Fungi; Ascomycota; Sordariomycetes; Hypocreales; Nectriaceae. Gene Ontology annotation, molecular function: ATP binding; kinase activity.
AUGGAAGAUAUCUACGCACAACUUGAGCGACGCGCCGUGAGCCUUCUCCAGCAAUUACACCAACGAUCCUCAGAUGCCAGGGCCAUCAUUAUUCUGGCAGGCCCUCCAGGAUCCGGGAAGUCAACAAUCGCUGCUCAAGUCGUACAGAGAAUCAACACGUACCAUCCAACUCCGAUCGCAAAAGUCCUUCCAAUGGAUGGAUAUCAUUACUCACGCUCGCAUCUAGACAGUCUCCCAAACCACGUCGAAGCCCAUGCACGAAGGGGAGCACAUUGGACAUUUGACGGUCAAGCGGUUCUUGACAUGGUCAAGCAAUUACACGCUUCGCGAGAGAGCCCAGCCACUACUCUCUACAUGCCGAGCUUCGAUCACGAGAUAAAAGACCCAGUUCCUGAUGCCAUUGAGAUAAGUCCAGAUGUCAAGAUUGCUUUGGUGGAGGGCAAUUGGCUCUUGUACAAUGAGCAUCCUUGGAACCAGAUUGUCAAUUAUGCAGAUGACACUUGGUUCGUUGAUGUCGAACCUCAAUUGGCAUUACAAAGGGUUGCGAAAAGACAUGUUGCAUGCGGCAUUGAGAGGACACUAGAGGCGGCGAUGGAUAGAGCGAGGAACAACGACAUGAAGAAUGGAGGGGAAAUUCGGCGUUUUCUGAUUCAGCCGAACAUCAUCGUCAAAAGUGUUGAAGACGUGUGA